Messenger RNA from Caenorhabditis briggsae, 954 nucleotides. The record is from RefSeq and is a predicted model, not a curated record. NCBI's taxonomy places the organism in Eukaryota, Metazoa, Nematoda, Chromadorea, Rhabditida, Rhabditidae. Gene Ontology annotation, biological process: innate immune response. The transcript is spliced from 3 exons. The coding region runs from base 1 to 954 and encodes 317 amino acids. Gene Ontology annotation, molecular function: protein binding.
AUGCUUGAAGAAGGACCGCCGAUUCCAGAAUCCAUCGUUUUACCCGUUUUACCAAGUGAAGUUCUAUGUGAAAUUUUCGAGAAAUUAGAUUUGAAAAAUCGGCUAAAUCUUCGCAAAGUGUCUAAAACGUUCUGUCAGCUUAUCGAUCAACUGAAACUCCAUCUCGACAUACUUUCAAUUUCAGUUCGAUCGGAUUGUGUUCGCUAUCGAUUUAAUGAGAGUUUUAGCUUUAACAAAGAUGCAUUGGUUAGCUACAACAAUAAUGCAUCGAAAGAGUGUAUUUUGGAAUACGACUGUUCUAAAAAAAUCGCAAUUCAAGAAAACUUCAUGAAAAUCGCUGUCAACGACUUGUCAAGUGUACUCAAACCUUCAAAAAUCCAGAUCAGCAGCUUGUACGUGAAUUUUCAUGUUUCCCAUAAGAAUCCUGCUGAACUUCUGGAGAUUUUCCGCCAGAAAUCUGGCCAGAAAACACGACGUCUUCAACUAAGACAAGCAUAUCUCACUGUGAAUUCCGCUGACCAAGCGAUUUCAAUCAUUUCCGGUCUGGAAUCGAAAACUCUCAAAACCAUUGCAAUCAAUGUUCCUAGUUUGGAAUCUACUGAAGGGAUUUGGCAGUUGGAGCAAUUCAAACAAGCGAAAAGUGCGGAAAUAUCAGCGAUUGUAGAAGCGUCUUCACUGGAAAACUUUUAUAAUUUGACGAGCUGCAUGAUCAACGCCGUUAAAUCCAUUGAAGCACAGCACAUUGUCCAACUUCGAGAUGCUUUCAUGGAAUCCGCUACAUUCAAGUACUGCAACAUCAGAGUCACUGACUCGCUAAAUAUCGAUGAAAUCGGAAAAAUAGCUAAAAUGCGGGUUGUUGACCAAAAAAUUUCCGAAGUGUACCCAAUUGCAAAUGCUCCGAAUUCUCUUCGCCUUCGAAUCACUUCAAGUCAAAUCGAAUUUCUUCGAAUGUAA